Molecule: messenger RNA, 421 nt
Organism: Acanthoscelides obtectus
Lineage: Eukaryota; Metazoa; Arthropoda; Insecta; Coleoptera; Chrysomelidae
Source: the annotation of a GenBank genome assembly
GUUAUUUAGCAUUUUUUAUCAAAAUCAACAAUGAUUAGAGUGUGCUAUUUGUGUAAAGUGUUUACUCUACCAGCCCGGUGCCGAACAAUUAACGUUUCACAGGUGAACAUACACUGGCAAGAUGGAAUUUGCAAGACGCCAUUACCGACGUCAAAUGUUAGCUUUCAACCAAUGACAUGUCAGAGAAGGGAGAUUAUUUAGGACAUCAGCAGAGGUCAGUUGUAGCCGAACUAUGCCAGAAAAAGUUUAGUUUUUAGAAACAUUUGAUGCUCAUACAAAAACUUAAUCAAGACAAAAAUUCUUAUUCUGUAGUUUUAAAGCUUGUAGAACAUGCUGAAAAAAAUAUCUGCGAUGAAACAACAUUACAUUUAGUUCUGUGUGUAUGUGGUUUAAUUGAUUCAAGAAUAUAGCUUUUGUACAU